Molecule: messenger RNA, 1324 nt
Organism: Lucilia cuprina (Australian sheep blowfly)
Lineage: Eukaryota; Metazoa; Arthropoda; Insecta; Diptera; Calliphoridae
Product: saccharopine dehydrogenase-like oxidoreductase
Exons: 7
Coding region: 28-1290 (420 amino acids)
Biological process (GO): glycolipid biosynthetic process
Cellular component (GO): mitochondrion; lipid droplet; plasma membrane
Source: RefSeq, a predicted model, not a curated record
UUUAGUGUAUAAAGUGAAACGGUUAACAUGGCCGAAAGAUUAGAUGCCAUUAUUUUUGGUGCCACCGGUUUUACCGGUAAAAUUGUUGUUGAAGAUGCAGUAAAUAUAUUGAAGGAUCUUAAAUGGGGCAUUGCCGGUCGAAAUGAGGAUAAAUUGAAACAAGUCUUGAAAGAAGUGGGGGAGAAAGUUGGAAAAGAUUUGUCAAAUAUACCCAUCAUUGUGGCUGAUGUCAACGAUGAGGCCUCUAUUAAUAAAAUGGCUAAAAAUUGCAAGAUUGUUUUAAAUUGCUGUGGUCCUUAUCGUUUCUAUGGUGAAACUGUAGUAAAAGCUUGUAUAGCUGCCGGUACCCAUCAUGUCGAUAUCAGUGGUGAACCACAAUAUAUCAAUAAAAUGCAAUUGAAAUACAAUGACUUGGCCCAAGAAAGAGGUGUAUAUGUGAUAUCCGCUUGUGCCUUUGAAAGUAUACCAGCUGAAAUGGGUGUGGUAUAUGCUGAAAAGAACUUCCCGGGCACUGUUAAUUCUGUGGAGUUGUUUUGGGAAAAUGAACUUAAAUAUCAGGAUAAAUCAUCAAAGGCUAUUUUGAAUAGUGGUACUUGGGAUAGUGCUAUUUAUGCCAUGCAGCAUAUAUGUGAAAUGUUGAAAUUAAAAUUUAAAUUGAAUAGUGGUAAUAUGCCCAAGUUGCAACCAAAAUUAAGAGCGAGACCUCUUCCUCACAAAACUGAAGGCUUAGACAGUCAUUUCAUACCUUUUCCCAAUACUGAUCGUGCUUCUGUUUUAAGAUCGCAACAAUUGGCCUAUGAGUUGGAAAAGAAGAGACCCAUACAAUUUGAAAUUUAUAAAGGAUUUAAAUCUUAUUGGACCGCUUUUGUAUUACCAUUUUAUUUAUUAUUUCUUGUGAUUAUGGCUCAGUUCAAUUACACUCGCAAAUUAUUGCUUAAGUAUCCGAAAUAUUUCACAAACGGUCUGAUGUCUCAUGAAGGUCCUGUUCCAGCAAACAGAAAAUCAUUAGAGUUUAACAUGACAUUUAAAGCCAAAGGUUGGACCAAGGACUGUCCCGAGUCUUUACCGCCCAACAAGGAAGUAGUUGUUAAAAUUUCGGGCAAUGAUCCUUGUUAUGGUUUUACUAGUGGUUCUCUUUUGUCAUGUGCUAAGGUCGUACUGCAGGAACAUAGAAAUAUGCCGGGAAAUGGCGGCGUUAUUCCACCAGGUAUUGCAUUUGCCAAAACUCGCCUGAUUGAAGAGCUGACGCAUAACAUUUCUGGUUUGAAAUUUGAAGUUGUAAAAACAUGAAUCUAUUAAAAAUAAACAUACAAAAUAAAAAGUG